Messenger RNA from Esox lucius (northern pike), 2881 nucleotides. It is a transcript of the gene pum3, whose product is annotated as pumilio RNA-binding family member 3. The transcript is spliced from 17 exons. Gene Ontology annotation, molecular function: mRNA binding. The record is from RefSeq and is a predicted model, not a curated record. The coding region runs from base 169 to 2103 and encodes 644 amino acids. NCBI's taxonomy places the organism in Eukaryota, Metazoa, Chordata, Actinopteri, Esociformes, Esocidae. Gene Ontology annotation, cellular component: nucleolus. Gene Ontology annotation, biological process: regulation of translation.
UGUGUUAUUUUCACUGCUGCGUAUCAACAUCUAGAAACAAUGUUGUUGACAUCGCACUUUUAUUAGUCAAUAUUUAUCCCCCAGACAUAUUUCAUUAUUGUAUGCCAUAUAUUAUCUGUUGAGUUCUCUCGUGCAUGGGAUACUAACUACUUCAGUGAGUUAUUGAGAAUGGAACCCAAAAAAGAAUGCUUAUCGCCGAAAGAUGACAAGAAGUGGCACAAAGGAAAAGAAGUUACAGGUAGACCUGGGACCAAACCAAUGGGGAAACUAUUAGUGAAACCAAAGGGUAAACCAACCGGUAAACCACCUGGGAAACGACCAUUUAAACCUCACAGUGGAGAAAACGGAAAGACGUUUGUGAAGUCUGGAGGAAAGGGAGCUCCUAAGAAAUACUUGAAAAAAACGAACGAUGGAAAUUUCCCAAAGAAGAGAAAAUUCCCUGGAAAGGGCACAGGGGAGCAUGGUUCUGAGGCAAAGAAGCCCAAAUGGGAUGAGUUCAAGCAGCAGAAGAAGGAGCUUAAACAGAACCGUCAGCAGAUCGAGAAGAAGGACAGUUAUCAGAUAGUGAGCAGAGCCAAGCAGGUGUGGGAGAUAGUCAGAAGAAAAGACUGCGACAAAGAGAAGAGGAUCAAACUCAUGAAAGAACUUCAGGAACUCGUUAAGGGAAAGAUAAAAACGAUUGCAUUUGCUCACGAUUCCACCAGAGUCCUACAGUGUUUCAUCCAGUUUGGUGAUGACAAGCAAAGACAAGAGGUUUUUGAUGAACUGAAAGAUGAUAUGGUUGAGCUGAGUAAAUCAAAGUACGCCAGAAAUAUUGUAAAGAAGUUCUUAAUGUAUGGGAGCAAAGAGCAGGUGGCCGGUGUGAUGGUGGGCUUUAAAGGGAAGGUGAGGCAGAUGUUGCGCCACUCCGAGGCGUCGUCCGUGGUGGAGUACGCCUACAACGACAAGGCCGUCCUCUCUCAGAGACUCCUGCUCACAGAGGAGCUCUACGGAACCACGUUCCAAGUCUUCAAGUCAUCAGUGUGUCCCACGCUAGAGAAGGUUCUGGAGGCCAACCCAGACAAGGUGAACAGCAUUUUGGAGGAGAUGAAGCAGAUCCUUACCCCCAUGGCCACGAAAGAGGCUGUGAUCAAACAUUCUUUGGUGCACAAAGUAUUUCUUGACUUCUUCCUGCACGCCCCAGCCAAACAGAGGACGGAAAUGAUCGAGUCCAUCAGGGAGUCGGUGGUGUACAUGGCCCACACCCACGAUGGCGCCAGAGUGGCGAUGAACUGCCUGUGGCACGGGACCCCCAAGGACAGAAAAGUCAUUAUUAAAACCAUGAAGACAUACAUUGAGAAGUUUGCAACGGGAGAGUAUUCCUUCCUAGUCCUCCUGGCUGCCUUCGACUGCAUAGACGACACCAAGCUAGUGAAGCAGGCCGUCCUGUUGGAGAUUCUGACCUCCUUGCCCGAUAUCCUGUCUAAUAAGAAUGGGAAGAAAGUGCUGCUUUACCUGCUUAGCCCACGAGACCCUGCCCAUCUUCUACCGGAAAUCAUUCAGGUCCUGGAAAAGGGGGAUGGAAAUGCCCACAGUAAGAAAGACGUUGCACUUCGCCGGAAGGAGCUCCUGGAGGCGGUGUCUCCUCCCCUUCUUCAGCACCUGUGUGACCAUGCCCGCACCAUGGUGAUGGAUAAGGCCUCCAGCGUCACAGUCAGUGAAAUCCUGGGGGCCGCCAUCGGGGAUCUGCGCCCUGCCAUGGAGGCUGUGGCUGAGGUGGCCGCAGACGACUUCAUCCCCGGAGGAGUGGAGGGACAGCUUCACAUGGCUGAACAUCCUGCUGGCCAUCUGGUCCUCAAGUGGCUGAUCGAACAAGACACCAAGAUGAAGGAGACAGGCAGAGAAGAGUGUUUCUCCAGGGUCCUGUUGGACAAGGUGGGGCUGGACAAGAUGAAGACGUGGACCGCCAUGAACCGUGGGGCCUUCGUGCUCUGCUGUCUCCUGAACAGUGCAGAUGAAAGUGUUGCCACAGAGAUUAGGGAGGGAUUGAAGGCCUACACUCCAGAACUACAGAAGAUCCAGAACUGUAAAGGCGUGGAGGUUCUGCUGGAGAAACUGGCCUGAUACUGUUUCCCAUUAAAUGAAACUCCUUCAGAGACCCUGGACCCACCACUGUGACCUCACCAACUGGAGUCACAGGUUUUCAUUACAACAGGUUUUCACUGCCCAUUCUCUCCACCCUGUCCAUUCACCUUAACGCCGUGGCCCAUUCACUAGAAUGAUAUGGAGGGGGAAGAACAGAGGAUACCAAUGUGUACCACAUGUUCAGCCCAAUAAAUUACAUUGUUUGUAAAGUUGUGUUGAACUAUUUAAAUGUAAAAGACUGUUCCCAUAUUAUUUUGUAACUGACCGGUAUUUUCAAGUUGUACUUGCCAACUGAAGAGCCAGAAUCGAUUAAAGGAAAACCAUUGAUUUAGUACACAAAGGGUGUAGUUCACAUAUGUGCCUUCAUUUUCAGCACACUGAAUACAUAAUGCUUGUGAUAUAUUCAAAUAUGAGAGAUUACCGUCUGUCUUACUAACUUAAAUCAUUUUUUUUGUCCUUUAAAGUUGAGUUGGGUUAUGGAUGUUCUUGCUCAGGAUGAUCUCAGGAUUUUACCAUUAGCCUUAUGGUGUUUAGAGAUUUUGGUUUACUAAUUUUAUUUUAGCAGGAAUUGGCUGUGUAUAGUCUAAUUAACUAAAUUAGCAUACAAACUAAAAUUUUUUAAUGUUGGUCUCUUCAAUCAAUCCCAUUUUAACCCCAGAGUUAACAAAAUAGGUUAAACUACAAGGUCAAAUGUUUGUAGUAGGUCAAUUGCAGCUGAAGUACAGAUUUGAAUAAAUAUUGGGGCUAAAAUGCAGAA